Molecule: messenger RNA, 2583 nt
Organism: Aureobasidium vineae
Lineage: Eukaryota; Fungi; Ascomycota; Dothideomycetes; Dothideales; Saccotheciaceae
Source: the annotation of a GenBank genome assembly
AUGUCGUACAACCGUCUUGGCCCAUACGGCCGCCACUCGCCUGACGAAGACGAACAUUACGGCGCCCAGUCGCAAAACCCAUUCAUGGAUCCUCGCGCCGGCAGAUCACCGUCACCAGGACACCCUUUAGAGUCGUACGCCUUGCACGACAAUCCCUACACGCACGACGAGCCGCUACACAUGCCCAUGGGUCCUGGUCCUCGUCCAGGCGCCUCGCCUAUGCCUGGCACGCCCUCAGACAGACUCCAGGCUCAGCCCACCUUCUCAGUAGAGCACGUUCCCGGCUACGGCCACAGCGACAGCUACGAUUCGCAUCACUACCAGACAAGUCCUGUCUAUCCACCUGGCGACUAUGCCCUCAACCCUGAAGACCACCACGACGCAUACCACAAUGAGCCCUACCAGCCUGCUAUUACUCCCAUGGAAGAAGUCUACGGCCCUCCCUCUGACGGCCAACAUCCCCAUUACUGGCAGGAUGAGGUCGACACACGCCCUAUUUUGCAACAAGACUCUGCCUACGGGCCUGACCCUCACAACGUGCCUACUCCUAUGGCAGAAGAGCAGAUGGAAAUGAACGCAGAUCAACCACAAUCAGGAGGUGGACUUCGUAGAUGGAAGACAGUCAAGGAAGUGCAGCUAUUCAACGGCAACCUGGUCCUCGACUGUCCUAUACCUCCAAGACUCCUGAACCAGAUUCAGCACGCCCAGCCUCCGGAGCGUGACGAAUUUACACACAUGCGCUACUCGGCCGCCACCUGCGAUCCUUCUGAAUUCUACUCGGAGCGCUUCACAUUGCGCCAGAAACUCUUCGCCAAACCCAGACAUACCGAACUGUUCAUCGUCAUCACCAUGUACAACGAGGAGGAUGAGCUGUUUGCCCGUACCAUGAUUGGUGUCAUCAAGAACAUCGAAUACAUGAACUCGCGAAACAGCAGCAAGACUUGGGGAAAAGAGGCCUGGAAGAAGAUUGUCGUUUGCGUUGUCAGCGAUGGUCGUGCGAAGAUCAAUCCUCGUACCAGAGCUGUCCUCGCAGGUCUGGGUGUUUACCAGGAUGGCAUUGCCAAGCAGCAGGUCAACGGCAAAGAUGUCACUGCUCACAUCUACGAGUACACCACUCAAAUGACACUCGAACUCAAGAAAGGUGUGGUCUCAGUUAAGAAAGGAAACACACCCGUUCAGAUGCUCUUCUGUCUGAAGGAGAAGAACCAGAAGAAGAUCAACUCUCAUAGAUGGUUCUUCCAGGCCUUUGGUGAGGUUCUUGAUCCCAACAUCUGUGUUUUGAUCGAUGCCGGUACAAAGCCAGGAAAGGACUCUAUCUACAAGCUGUGGAAAGCCUUUGACCUUGAACCUAUGUGCGCCGGUGCUUGUGGUGAGAUCAAGGCCAUGCUGGACCAUGGUAAAACUCUCAUCAAUCCCCUGGUCGCUGCGCAGAACUUUGAGUACAAGAUGAGCAACAUCCUCGACAAGCCUCUGGAAUCUGCCUUCGGAUUCAUCAGCGUCCUUCCUGGUGCUUUCUCUGCUUACAGAUUCAUGGCUCUUCAGAACGACAAGACCGGCCAAGGUCCCCUCGAAAAGUACUUUGCUGGUGAGAAGAUGCACGGCGCCAAUGCUGGUAUCUUCACUGCGAACAUGUAUCUCGCCGAAGAUCGUAUCCUCUGUUUCGAACUGGUGUCAAAACGCAACUGCUCCUGGAUCUUGCAAUACGUCAAGUCGGCCACUGGCGAGACUGAUGUACCUACUGAGAUGGCCGAUUUUAUCCUGCAAAGAAGACGUUGGCUGAACGGCAGUUUCUUCGCCGCUGUCUACGCUCUUGCUCAUUUCCAUCAGAUCUUCCGUAGCAACCACUCUGUUGGUCGCAACUUCAUGUUCAUGGUCGAGUUCUUCUACCAAGGUAUCAGCAUGCUCUUCGCUUGGUUUGCUAUUGCACAACUCAAAGAGCACGACCACUUCACGUUUAGCAUGCUGUUCACCAACUCGCUGUUCUUGACGCUCAUCGUAUCGAUGGCCAGUACAUACGUCUUGUACUUUGUCGCCUCCUUCAUGUUCUUGGAUCCUUGGCAUAUGUUCACGUCGUUCUUGCAGUACCUCCUCCUCACGCCGACCUACAUCAACAUCCUCAACGUCUACGCCUUCUGCAACACUCACGACAUUACUUGGGGUACCAAAGGAGACGACAAGCCAGAAAAACUGCCCUCUGCCGUCACGAAGCCAGGUGGCAAAGUCGACGUGACCAUUCCAAGCGACGACCAUGAUCUCAACAGCCAGUACGAAGAAGAACUCCGCGUCUUUUCUACCAAGUGGACACCUCCUGUCAAGACUGCUUCUGCAGCUGAGAAGCACGAGGACUAUUACAAGGGAUUCAGAAGUGCCGUCGUUUUGGCUUGGAUGUUCUGCAACCUUGCACUCGCUGCAGUCGUUCUCAACACGGGUGGCCUCAACCGUGUCUCGGUGGGUGUUCAAGACGACAACCAGCGCAGCACCAUCUACAUGAGUGUUGUGCUCUGGAGUGUUGCCGUUCUCAGUGCUUUCAGAUUCAUCGGAGCCUGCUGGUUCUUGGUUGUUAGACUCAUCAGGGGUGUUUAG